Molecule: messenger RNA, 2292 nt
Organism: Puccinia graminis f. sp. tritici CRL 75-36-700-3
Lineage: Eukaryota; Fungi; Basidiomycota; Pucciniomycetes; Pucciniales; Pucciniaceae
Exons: 5
Coding region: 1-2178 (725 amino acids)
Cellular component (GO): mitochondrial outer membrane
Source: RefSeq, a predicted model, not a curated record
AUGAGUCGACGUGAAGACAACUGGAAAGAAAUCCCAAUUGCUUCUACUUCUUCAAUUUUGGUUAUCCAUCUCGAUGAAAUAGAGUGUCCUGUGACACUCAACCGGCCAGCUGAGUUGCGCUCGGUGCCGAGGGUCACCCAGCCGGCAGUGCCAACCGGGACAAUGAUGUCAUCUUUCGCAUCCGACAGAUCUUCCGAAUUGGCCCUCCAGCUCAAAUGUUCGCCGAGUCUCUUGGACCAUGCCCCCAGGCAACCGGACGUGGUCGCCAAUCUCAAACAACAGCUUAUCUCAAGCUCCAAGAAGUCCUCUUCCAAUCCUCACGAGGCCCAGUCGAAGCUGUCGUCCUUACUCGGUGCGGUUGACCUGAGAGAUCGAUUCGAGCGCAAACGGGUUCCGAACAAGCAGCUGUUGACCGCACUCGAAUCACUAGUUGUCUCAGUCCAAUCCUCAGGGAAUCGCGCCGAAGAUGGGGAGGAUGUUGCGGAGAUUCGAUCGAUCUUACUCAUCCAGAUUGUGCUUCGAUCCUACUCGACUCUAUUCGAAUCACUCUGUCAUCAAUCCUUUGGGAUCAAGGAUCAGAUAGACUACUGGUCGAUGAUCGAAAACAACCGAAUAUCGACUGCUUAUUAUCUAAUUCAAUCCAUCCCGCUUCGAUCGAUAGCAUUGGCUUCCCAGAUUUGGGCUCAGACGAGACGCGCCAUCGACCAACUUAGAGAGGACGAGGGUCAUCAUAAUCGGAAUCGGCUGUCCACAUGGGUUGGACAGCUCUACAAUCAAGCAUGGGCUAGACCUCACCAAGCAAUCUCAUUUUCGAGCUUGUUCCCGAUUCUGAGCACGAAUUCGAGACUGUUGAUCAACUCGCCGAGCCAUUCGAUCCAAUUCUUGUCAACCCUGUCCCCGAUCCUACUGACGCGACAGGAGGCAAGGGUCAAGAGGCAAGCACUGGAGUUGGUCCAUGCCGACCUGGCUGAAAAAAUCGGAGGUCUCGUUAACGGUUUGCACAGCUUGGAAGAUCAAGCCCAGCGUCCCGCUGAGUCAGAUAUAGCCCUUUCUGGUUUGGUAAGCAAAAUGUGUCUCGUGGCGUCAGAUCUAGAUUCCCAAGCCCAACAGCCAAUGGACAGAGAUAACCCGGCGUCAAUGAUCGAUCAGCUCCAUCAACUCUUGUCGAGCCAUCUACCAAAUCAUCCAGAAAGUCUUAAAUUGCGGAUUUCUUCGCUCUCUCCACCUGGGGUUUUCGUCCGUAAUUGGCCCUGGUUGGUCUCCCUGCCAGUCUUCUCCUAUGCUCUCUCAAGCCUUGCCUACAGCUAUCGAAGCAAGAUUUUGGAUGGAUUCAGAGAUGCCAAGGAAACUCUAAAGGGUUUCAUAUCCGGCUGGGUAAUCAGACCAGUCGAGGACAUUCUGCAGACUUUAAGAGCCGGACAGGAAGGUACUCUGGCAAUUAUGACCAAGGAUAGUCUCGCCCCUGAACUUGAUAGUCUCGAACGGAUGGUGGUAGAGUUUGGACGCGACAAACUGAAGUGGAGCGAAGAAGAAUUAUCAAAGCUAUCAGAAAGUGUGAAAGAGGGCAACUUGACUUCGGUGUUGAAAGUCUGGGAGCAAGAGAUCAAGGCUCCCAUUCGAUCAGCGAUCGCGGGUUCAUUGAUUCGAGUACUGCUGAUCCAAAUUCAAAAGGUCAAAGUAGAUCUGUCCCUAGCAAUGGAUGGGAUCCAAUCAGUCUUGCGUAGCCAGUCACUGACCUUUGGAGCGAUCGGGGUGGCUCCAUCAAUGUUGAUUUGUUUCAUGUUUGGCAAGCUGUUUGGCUCGUUAAUCAGAAAGCGGAUUGGGGUGGUCGGAAAGGGAACCGAGGCGGUCAGGAAAGAAGUUCGGAUUGCUAUGAGGAGAAUGGAGCGGACACUAUUAUUAAUCACCUCGAAUCCAUCGGCCGAUUCAGAUCAUCCAACAGCCAAGUCACAUUCUAACAAUCCUGAGAGGACGUUAGGAUUUUUAUUCUUAGACCUCCAUCUUCUGAGAUAUUUCGUUCAUUCACCCCAUUUCCCUCGACGUGAAUCCUCUCGAGCUAUUCAACAAGAGUUUCUUGCUGAUAUCAAAGACUUGGAAAGCUCACAACUGAGCUGGAAGACUAAAUCUAAAUUAGCCAAAAGAUUUGUUAAACAGUGGGGAUUCCUGGUUGGAAUUUAAAUGUGAUCACGUUACAGGCGUCGGCUUUUAUUCGUUUAUUUGUUGCUUUUCGGAAAAGCAAGUCUCUUUUGGCUUAUGCAUUGCCAAAAGGCUCUCGGUAUUUUUUUUUUUUGC